Messenger RNA from Vitis vinifera (wine grape), 741 nucleotides. RefSeq lists its product as uncharacterized. Lineage: Eukaryota; Viridiplantae; Streptophyta; Magnoliopsida; Vitales; Vitaceae. Bases 1 to 741 code for a protein of 246 amino acids. Gene Ontology annotation, molecular function: nucleic acid binding. The record is from RefSeq and is a predicted model, not a curated record. The transcript has 2 exons.
AUGACAGAGUACUCAGUGCAUUUGAUAUCCCGCCUAGACCCAUUGAGAUACUUAUUUGAUAGACCUGCAUUGACUGGUAGACUGAUGAGAUGGCUCGUACUUUUGAUAGAGUUUGAUAUCCAGUAUGUUUCUCAGAAGUCUAUUAAGGGAAGUAUUGUCGCCGAUCACCUAGCCUCACUACCGACAUCUGAGGAUAGACUAGUUGAUGAUGAUUUUCCAGAUGAGGAGUUUGUUGCUAUGACCAACUUAUCAGGAUGGUGCAUGUACUUUGAUGAUGCAGCCAAUCAGUCAGGGUAUGGGAUAGGUGUUCUGUUGAUUCAGGGGGAUUGGAAGACUAGGGAUGUGAAACUUAAGUCGUAUCACGCCUAUUUGGAGUUGCUGGUUGCGAGAUUUGAUGACUUGAGAUAUGUUCAUCUACCUAGAGCGCAGAACCGGUUUGCCGACGCCUUAGCUACCUUAGCUUCUUCUGUGGACAUUCCGAUUGAUGUAGUUAUACGUCCAUUGCUGAUUGAGUUGAGGUCUGCACCCGCCUACUGUUGUUUGAUUGGAGAAACAGGGGUCCAAGAUGAUCUACCUUGGUAUCAUGAUAUUUAUCAGUUUCUUAGAUCUGGCACAUACCCUGAGGUAGCCACUGCCAAGGAUAGGAGAGCACUGAGGAAUUUGGCCACUAGAUUUAUGAUUUGUGGAGAUACCUUAUACAGGCAAUCAGCUGAUGAUAUGCUUCUAUUAUGUUUAGAUUGA